AUGGCCCAAUACCACCCCCAGCAGGGUCGCGAGUAUGCCCAUGGGCCGCCCAAUAUUGGCCCCUCGACAGAUGAGCAGCGCAAUGCCGCCUUCAGGAAUGUCUUUGGUGCAGAUCCUCGUGCAGCAGGACGCAGCCAGACCAUGACUGGGGCACCACCUGUCAUGCCGCAGAACCGGAGCAACACCAUGUCGGCGGCAUCUGGGCAGUACAUGCAACGAGCGCCUCCCAUGCGACCAGGUGCUCAACCCAACGGCUACCCACGACCGCCCGGCUCAUCAGAUGGUGUUUCGAAUGGGUUCCCGCCACCCGUAGCACAGUAUCCGAACGGACAGUAUUCUCCACAGCGACGACCACAGCAGCAACCGUUACCACAGCCGAUUCACCCUCACCGAGCACCCUAUGGUGCACCUCAGCGUCUCGAUGCUCGACAACCUCAACCCCAGCCCGGCCAGUACCAGCGCUCCUUCACGCAGCGCGGUCCUCCAUACGGUCCAAGUGGCCCGACGCCGGCAUUGAACAACGACGCCUACCGAUCGCAAUCGAUGGCCUCCAUCCCCCGACCAAACUUCCAACCUCCAGCAAGCUCAAUCUCCCCGGCUCACGCUUUUCGCCAGCAACCUUACGCACAAAGCAACAUGACGAGGACAACUGCGCAAGGAAGAGUCGUGCCAGAUAGACCUCAGGAUGAGAGGACAAUGUCCAUGUCGUCAUAUAGCCGAGAUGCAGAUUUCGCGCAGACAAUGAGUGGGAGAGUCAUACCGAAUCGCAGGAGAGAAUCGGGAGACCCCGAGGGCACCAUGACGAACGGGCAUACGAACGGAUACCAUGACCGAGCUGCGACGAUGAGGCAUCCUAGCAGCAGCAGUCACACAACGCAAGGCUCGAGGUCCAUGUCCAUGGCUAGUACCGUAGUAUCGCCCUCCGACCAAGCGCACUCGCCACGGCCAUCGGUGAGCACUGCGCAGCGAUCCGACAGUCAGAUCUCCCGUGCAGGCACAAUGGUUGCGCAGAAACGCCCGAGCCUGGUAUAUGGCGCUCUCUUAUCAAACGUUGCAACCGCGUUUCGAGAAAGAGUUCCAUUACAGGAAAAGGAGAAAGACGGAUUGGUCUACAAGAAUGCCUUUAGUGGAUUUGACGCGGUGGAGCUUAUUGCAUAUGUUAUUAGGACUAGCGACCGCAACCUGGCUUUACUGCUUGGGCGAUCCUUGGACGCGCAGAAGUUCUUCCAUGAGGUGGCAUACGCGCAUCGGCUGCGAGAUUCUCCCAGCGAGAUCUACCAAUUCAAGGAGACCAUGGGCGAGGAGGUGCCCGAGGUCAACGGGGUUUUCACAUUACUGACAGAGUGCUACUCUCCGACUUGCAACCGAGACAAUCUAUGCUACAGUAUAGCAUGUCCUCGCCGCCUCGAACAACAACAACGCCUCAAUAUGAAGGUCACUCCCGGCUUGAAGCGCGAAACAUCUCGAUCUAGCUUGCACGAUGAAGCUCAGAGUGACGAGCAGAAGCUCUGGAUCAACACUGUGUCGAAGGAGGUGUCAGACAGCGUCAGCGAUAAAGAGAAGAAGCGGCAGGAAGUCAUUUCCGAGCUGAUGUACACCGAGCGUGACUUCGUCAAGGACCUGGAGUACCUCCGCGAUUUCUGGAUCAAGCCAUUGAGGAUGCCUGACGUCUCGCCAAUCCCUGAACAUCGAAGAGAAAAGUUCAUCAGCACUGUUUUCUCGAACUGUCAAGAAGUGCACAGUGUCAACGCACGUAUGGCCCAGGCAUUGACACGACGUCAGCAACAGAAUCCUGUGGUCCGGAAUGUCGGCGACAUCUUCAUCGAAUAUGUACCACAGUUCCAUCCUUUCAUCCGAUAUGGUGCAAAUCAGCUUUUUGGCAAGUUCGAGUUUGAGAAGGAGAAGGCCAGUAAUCCAGCUUUUGCCCGUUUCACGGAAGAAACAGAGCGAUUGAAGGAGUCCCGGAAGUUGGAGUUGAACGGCUAUCUCACCAAGCCGACGACACGGUUGGCAAGGUAUCCGCUUCUGUUGGAAAAUGUGCUGAAGAAUACCGAUGAGAAUAACCCGGACAUGAAGGAUCUUCCUAAGGCAAUCGAGCAAAUUCGUGGCUUCCUGAGCCGAGUGAACGAGGAGUCUGGCAAGGCCGAGAACCACUACAACUUGAUGACGCUCAACACGCAGCUCAAAUGGGGUACAAUACCUCAUAUGGAUCUCAAGCUUACAGAGGAGACACGACAGCUGAUCUUCAAGAGCAGUCUCAAGAAGACAGUCACCGCAGAACAAGCCGACGUGACCGCGUAUCUUUUUGAUCACGCUGUACUGAUCGUGAGGGUCAAGACUGUCAACAAGAAGGAAGAAGUCCGCGUCUACCGCAAGCCUAUACCUCUUGAACUCUUACAGAUCCGGGAAAUGGACUACAUUAUGCCGAGGGUGGGCAUCUCUAAGAGGCCAUCGUCAAGCAUAAUUCCAGGAGUUGGCCGUGUCACUGCAAAGCCUCCAAUCAACGAGCAGGGAUAUCCCAUCACUUUCAAAGGUCUAGGCAAAGGCGGCUACGAGUUGACGCUGUACUGCACCUCCCAGAUCCAACGCGAGAAGUGGAUGGAGCACAUCAUGACCCAAAAGGAGAAGCUCUCUGAGCGGCACAAGAUCUUCACGAUGGCAAAACUGAACGAGGGUUACUUCAAUGCCACUGUACGCGUGAACUGCUGCAGACCGAUUGAUGGCGGACGAAAGCUUGUCAUCGGUACCGACUUUGGAGUGUAUGUGUGCGACAGGAAGCCCAAGGAUGCCUCGAUGAAGCCUAAGCGCGUCCUGGAUACGAAACUUGUCACGCAAUUGGAAGUCCUGGAGCAGCACCAGAUUCUGAUCGUUCUUGCUGAAAAGGCGGUGUACAGCUUCCCGAUGGAAGCGCUUGAGGACGAAGGAGCUGGCGCACCUUCCAAACGUGGUCGCAAGAUCUGCCACGCGAACUACAUCAACUCCGGAACCUGCAAUGGCCAGACCCUGGUGUGUUGCGUGAAGUCCUCGACGCUCUCGUCGACUGUCAAGGUGUUUGAACCAAUGGAAUCGAUGACCAAGGGCAAGAAGAAGUCUGGUUUGGCUAGGAUGCUCGCUAGUGGCCAGGAAGUCUUGAAGCCCUACAAAGAGUUCUACAUCCCCAUGGAGAGUAACAGCAUUCACUUCCUUCGCAGCAAGCUCUGCGUGGGUGGCGCCAAAGGUUUCGAGAUUGUCUCGCUCGAGACGCUGGAGACGCAAUCGCUUCUUGACCAAGCCGACACUUCGCUCGACUUUGUGGCAAGGAAAGAGAACGUCAAGCCAAUCUACAUUGAGCGGAAUACGUCAGAGUUCUUGCUUUGCUACAACGACUUUUCGUUCUACGUCAACAAGAACGGCUGGCGCGCACGAGGUGACUGGAAGAUCUUGUGGGAAGGCUCACCCAAUGCGUUUGCGACAUGGGGUGAGAAGUACAUUCUCGCGUUCGAGCCUGAGUUUAUCGAGAUCAGGCAGAGUGACACUGGCGGUCUGGUGUGUAUCCAGACGCAUAAGAACAUUCGAUUCUUGCACCAAAGCACAAGAGAGAUCCUCUUUGCGUACGAAGACGAACUCGGCGACGACGUCAUCGCCUCACUGGACUUUUGGGGCCGGCCACAGAGUCCACAGGCUCAGAUAAAGUCGUAG
Molecule: messenger RNA, 3678 nt
Organism: Fulvia fulva
Lineage: Eukaryota; Fungi; Ascomycota; Dothideomycetes; Mycosphaerellales; Mycosphaerellaceae
Product: Rho1 guanine nucleotide exchange factor 1
Exons: 2
Coding region: 1-3678 (1225 amino acids)
Biological process (GO): intracellular signal transduction
Molecular function (GO): guanyl-nucleotide exchange factor activity
Source: RefSeq, a predicted model, not a curated record